AUGCCGAAAGGGAAAUUUAGAAAUCCUGAAAAUGCAAAAGGUCCCUUACGCCUCGGCGGUUGGGAGCCUGAUGUAUUCUCAAGUGGAAACAGGUUAAAAACGAGCAACGUGGGACCACAUAAGGAAGCAUCUCUGUCCAAAGACUUGCCCGAUGCUCAGAUUGCUGCACAAACAUUUACUUUUCGUGAGCUUGCUAACGCUACUAAUAACUUCAGGCCUGAGUGUUUCUUAGGAGAGGGAGGUUUUGGACGUGUGUACAAAGGGAGGCUUCCUAGUGGGCAGGCUGUAGCUGUUAAGCAGUUGGAUAGGAAUGGGCUUCAGGGUAAUAGAGAGUUCCUGGUUGAGGUUCUGAUGCUUAGCCUCUUACACCAUCCUAAUUUAGUGAACUUGAUGGGUUACUGUGCUGACGGGGAUCAGAGACUUCUCGUCUAUGAGUUUAUGCCCUUGGGAUCAUUAGAAGACCACCUCCAUGAUCUCCCAACUGAAAAGGAAGCCCUUGAUUGGAACACUAGAAUGAAGAUAGCAGCUGGUGCUGCUCGGGGGCUUGAGUAUCUCCAUGACAAGGCGAAACCCCCGGUGAUUUAUCGUGAUUUUAAGUCAUCCAACAUAUUGCUUGGCGAAGGGUUUUCUCCAAAGCUUUCGGACUUUGGGCUUGCAAAGCUGGGGCCUACAGGGGACAAGUCACAUGUAUCCACCAGGGUCAUGGGGACCUAUGGAUAUUGUGCUCCUGAAUACGCCAUGACUGGUCAGUUGACGGUUAAGUCUGACGUUUACAGCUUUGGGGUCGUGUUUUUGGAGCUCAUCACGGGACGUAAAGCAAUCGACAGCACCCUUCCUCAGGGGGAACAAAACCUUGUCGCCUGGGCAAGGCCGUUGUUCAAUGACCGUCGGAAGUUUGCGAAGCUUGCGGACCCAAGGCUGCAAGGUAGGUUCCCCAUGCGUGGGCUCUACCAAGCUCUGGCAGUGGCCUCCAUGUGUACCCAGGAACAGGCAGCCGCACGGCCUCUAAUAGGGGACGUUGUGACUGCCCUCUCGUACCUGGCAAACCAGGCGUAUGACCCCACACAAGGGAACAGGUCAGGAGGGGACUGUAAAGAUAGGGAUGAGAAAGGCGGGAAACUGUUGAGGAAUGAGGAAGGUGGUGGGUCUGGCCGCAAGUGGGACCUUGAAGGGUCCGAGAGGGAUGACUCUCCCCGGGAGAACCCAAAAUCAACCAAAGACCUGGAGAGGGAACGGGCCGUGGCUGAGGCUAAGAUGUGGGGUGAGAAUUGGCGGGAAAAGAGACGCCAGGUCCAGGACAAUGCUCAGGGAACUUUUGACGGCCAUAAUGGGUGA
This is a messenger RNA of Striga hermonthica, 1335 nucleotides long. Lineage: Eukaryota; Viridiplantae; Streptophyta; Magnoliopsida; Lamiales; Orobanchaceae. The record is from the annotation of a GenBank genome assembly.